ACAUUUACUCUUUGGUUGCACAGCCAUAGGGCACUUUUUAACAUUUUACCCACUGGAAGGACAGCGACAAGAGAACCGGUAUUUUUCUAGUCAGUGUAAUGACCUUCAAACUUUUUUUAUCCAAAAUGAAAAAUAGCUUACCACUUUGACAGGUGGGAAAAGUUAGAUAUCAAGUAAUGAUGAAAUAAAGUGUUUUUUUUUGUACAUAUCAUAACUUGUUUGUAUCCUAAGUCCUGUUGAGUGUCAGACCCGCCUGAUGACUCAGAUGCAACUUCCCCUGGAUCUGAUUUAAACAAAGAAAGGUGAGUAGUACUUUUUUUGAGUCGUGUUCAGAUGACGUGAAUCUACAGAUGGAAGGAAAACUUGUUGUGAAAUGAAAUGAAAACAGCCUCCUUUUGUCAUUUAGUUGCAAGUGCCCAUCAUGGGGAUUGAGAAGAUCACCUGAGGGAUGCUGCUCUCACUGAGUCAUAGAGGGAGAGCCAAAUCAACACCAGUAUCUCCACAGCUGUGGAAGAACACCUGAAGGAAGGAGGCACAGAUGUCACUUCAGACACCCAACAGGUACGCCUUUAACGGUCAAACAUGCUUCAACAAAACCUUAAACUAAUGAAGACUUAUAAGGACCUCAGAAUCUGUUAUGCAAAUUUUAACAUAAGGGUUAUCAAUAUUCUUAAGCGCUUUCAUUUUUUUAUUCAGAGAUGAUGCAGAGAUUUGGAUUAUAUUAUCUUUUGCCCUCCCAUUUAAUUCACCCUAAUACAGCAAUAUUUGGAUUUGUGUAUGUUUUCCUUUACUGCCCACCUCUUCAACGCUCAUUGCAGACUAAUAGUGAUUAAAAUGAAACUGGGUACAAUAUUUUCACCUUGUGUAGUUAAAAGUUCCCCCCUGCCAGAUUCUCAUUUUUGUCACAGUGUUGUUUCCGGGAACGGCAGCAGAUGACGAACCCAGCAGCAGUUUUUUCCCUCUUAAAUUGUUUCAUUAAGUGACGAAGACAGCGAUCCCUCAGGAGAAGGAGAGAAGGAGGAGAGAAUGGAAUCCAAAUGAGGAUUUUUUUUUCCUGGAUGAAGAGCUCACAGAGGAGUCUGAAGAUGAAAGUGAAGAUGAAGGUGAAGAGGAAGAAGGUUUAUGAUCCAGAGAGUGGCAUUAAAAUUAGUGAGCUCUGCACAGAGUGUGGACCUCUUUGUGCUCUGAAGCCUAGACAUGCGAGCACGAAAUGAAACCCUUAUUCUACUGCAUUUAUGACAAAAGAUGUGGUACAACGAUUUAUUUGAAAAAUCAAAGCAAAAUCCACUAUGAAACCUAUAAACAGCCAUGCAAAUACAGGACUGCUGCGCUCAUUUUAAUCCAGAAGAACAAAGAAAAAGAGAUCCAGCAGACAGAGCUGUGGAAAGAACUCAGACAAGAAGAGGGGACAACAAAAACAGAAUCAAAAACGUCUGGAAGAUGAUGAAUAAAUUUGGAGUGGUAUGAAUUGAGAUAUUGAAAUUGAAGGAUUAGAGAAAACAUUCUAUAUUUGUAGGAUAUAUUGGCUAAAACAGUUCAGUCCAAAAAGAAAAUCAUCCAUAAACCAGCGUUCAUGGACCACUCAUACUGUAAAAACGCUUAAGUUGCUCUUAUUCUCAAAUAGGUAUUUGCCUUUAACAGCUGUUCAGGACUGAUCACAGGCUUUAUAUGGAAAAACUAAGUUAGCCAGAGCUCACAGGUCUCUUUUCAGUGUUUGUUGAAAAUCAAUAUGACGGGACAUGCAGUAAAAGAGGGCAACUCGAUGAGUCAGACGAGUCGUUUGGACAAGAUCAAAUAGUCAUGAUUGGGUAUUGGGUGUGAAAGAGUGAAUGGAAGCACUGGACAAGGUAAAAGCAAAUGUCACUACAAAAAUUGGGUCACAACAAAUACAAAAAAAUAUAGGUGGUUUAAUGUUUGUUAAUUAUGUUGUUCAUUUAAAGUUGAGGUACUGCACAUCUUUGUGUUCAACAGUUUAUUUCAGUCAAAUCAGUGAGAGACAAGCACUUUGUCAUUCACACUAAACAUUCAGUGCGCAGCGAAACCAAUCAGGAUUCAGUCAUUAUACAUGUUUUUCACUGUGCUCUCUUAUAAAGUACCCUAAAACCUUUUCAAACAUUGUACCUCCCCAUGUUCACUUGAUGCAUCCAAGUUUAAAGUGUUUUUUAUAACUGAUCUUUAUUAAAAAUCAAUGCAGCAACAAAGCAAAACAACAUGGUGUUAAUGAAUAUAAAGUCAUUAUGAAGAACUGCUCAGAUGCUUCUGUAAUAUUGAUCCCAUUUGCUGCAAAAUGUCAUGUUUACAUUUUGGUGAUUGUCACAUUGAUUCGCCUCUGGGCCAGAAAUUAACUUUCAAUUUUUCAGUGAUACAAAAAUCUGCCUGCUGAAGCUUGAAACUACUUUGAGACUCAUGACAGUGAUGAGAAAGUAGCCGCCGUUCUGUUACGCAGCAAAAGUGAAACAUUUAUUUGAAGGCUCUUUUAAAACUCUCAGUGCUCCUCUCAUUUCUGUUUCAAGGCCAAGGUUUCAAAAACGGUCUGCUGUCAAAGAUUUCACAGGAGCGUAUGUUAGAGCAUAAAAUGGGUAACAAACCAACAAAUUGAUCGAGUUAAUAUCACGCUUUGGUCUUCUGAAUUUCACUUCCUUAACAAUAACGUUAUGUUAAACAGAUGACUAAUAAAAAAUAAGACAAAAUCCAGAUAUGGAGGGUUUAAUUUCACACAAAUGAGUCCAGAUAGUAUCUCAGAGUGUCAGCUCAUCUUGUCAAAAUUAAUAUAUAAUGUGUUAGAGAAAAUUUUGCUUCAUCACAUUUAAGCGUCUUUUUAAUCACACUGGCCAAUUCUAAGUAUGCACGGGUGUUUCAUAUGUGUCUGUCAAACUGUGCUUAAACACGAUGAGCUUUGCUUUCAUUGGGGUUUAAAUAAAAACCCCAAAACUGUUGAGGCAGUUCUUUAGAGUACUUAAACUGAAUCAGUCUCUGUGAGAAGAAAGAAAAAAUCAACUCAGAGAGAAAACUGAUUUGUAAGCUAUUGUACGGGGUUUAUUUGGUGUUAAUCCACAGAGGAAAAUGCUUUGGUGUUGUAAAGGACCUCUAAAGGUAAUAAUGGAAAUCAAAUUAAAAACCUCUCUGAAGGACAGACGAGUUGUAUUUUAACUCUUUAAUGUGGUGUUAUGUUCAGAGUAGAGUCAGUCAUGUUGAAAUGAGCUGAAAAUACAUUACUGUUAAAUAGAAGAGUUAUAGAAGAGAAAGGCUUGCUUAGGUAUUGGGUGCAAACCAUGUUUCUGAGGAUUAAAAAAAUGGUUAAAUAGUCAAGAUUUUUGGACAUUGUUAGGAAUUUGGAAGCAUUCUACUUUGAAACCCUUUAAACUGUUGAAUCCAAAUCACUCUACUCACUUCUAUCAAAAAUGCACCAAUGGUCUGUUAACAAUGUUUCAGUCUCUUUUCACACCCAAAGUCCUGCAAUUUAUGGGAGUACCACUAGAUGUCGUUCUUGUGCCACAAAUUAUAACCAGUGAACAAGCCCCUGUAAGACUAAGCCAUCCUUUGGAUGUCAUUGGAGCUAUUCUCUCUUUUAUUCACUUAUUUUUUUGUGUGCGUCUCCCUCUCUGACGCUUUCUUUCUAUAGGUUGAACUCCCCCGCUAUAUCUUUGAUCAUCUAGAUCAGGACCUUUUAGGUGCUCAGCUGAAUAAUCAAACUCUCGCUUUGUUAAAAGAAGUCUAGACAGUCCUUUGAGGAGUUCAGCAUAAAAAAAAACAGGAAAAAAUAAGCUUUGGCAUAGACUGGCAACCAUGAGCAUAAGCAUAAUGGUUAUUUUUGCACCCUAGAUCUUCUCUAACAAAGUAGAUAUCGUAUUUUUGUUUAUUCUUUUUUCACAGCACAGGUCAGAGAGACAGGAACAUCAGUAAAAAAAAUAACAGGAGUUUGGAUACAAGGUAUAUCAGCAAGCACCUCUUCUGAUGCUUUUAUGGGUUUCUGUAUUUGCUUUAGAAAUCAAAUCUAAGAAUGGGUUGCUCACACAUGAGCUCAAAUGUGGACCAAAUGACAUAAGCCAAACAGGGAUAGACCUGGGCCAAAUGGCAUUUUCCUGCUAACCAAUUCCCAUGAAUGAUCACUAUUCUUGUGUUUACUCCCCGCCUUGACUCGAACUUACCUUCAAAGAUAUAUUUUCACCAUUCUAGCUGAUCAUAUUGAAGUCGAAAAUUGCAGAUUCUGUAGUAUCAUUAUACCUAACGUUGCCCCGAUGAGCUGCAGUUUCACAUUUUAUGACACACUUUGUUUGUAUGAGGAUAGGUUUGACAUCACUGCCAUGUUUGUAUGCUAGCCUGGCGAGCUCAAUUCUUUGCUAAGCUGUUGUAUUUAGCUACAAAACAUGAUGGUAUAUGAGCGUGGUAUGUACCACUACGUCUUCUUAGUGUAAUCUAAACAAGAAUGUAACUAGGUUUGUUUUUUCAGUAAUUUCUCUAAAUUUCAAACUGCUCCUUAAACAUUAUGAUUGCCCACUUUCCUGUUUGAAGAUGCCAAGAUACAAAAAUCGUUUUGCAGUCUUUCUGUGAGAGUUGUGCAAAUGUGUUUCCAUGGGUUUCUCCUCUUCUGUCAAGUUUUACUGUAGUAGUCAUAGUCUCGCUGACUUGUCAGGAAUGCCGAGUGCUAUCAUACAGUAUUUAUCAAUGACAUCUCAUUUGUAUUCUGUAUUUACUUCACCCCCCACUCCUCCUUUCCACCCCCUAUCUCUGUUGAAUAACCCCCAUCAUCGGUGCAAUCACUUGUCUCUUUCUACCCAGCCUGGCUGACUGGCAUGUUUUAGUUUGCUCCCUGUGUCAUAGCGCUGCAUCGUCAAUCCAAAACAGCAGGAGCAGAGCGGUAUGUCAAGGACGUCCACAAGUUUUCUCCUUGAGUUGGGAGAUGUGUUUGAUCUCAGUGAGAAAUGGGCAUAAAUUUGCGAGAGAGGGGACAAAAAAAUCUAUACUGUUGCCGGUGCUGAAUCUAAACCCAACCGAAAAACUCAAAACAGCUGCAUGUGUCAAAUCGUCAGCUACAAUAUUUACAGAAAAGAUUAACAGAAUAUGCAUGCACUUAGCGACUAAGUCAUUCAUAUACUGACGCUCAAGUCAUAGUGGUGUCCUUACAUUUCAAUUUAUUCCACUUCCCAGUGAUAUGGAGUUCAUUUCAGUUGUUUUCUCAAGGAUACCACUUAAUGGAAUGAUCAUUACUUCAAUCUGCAGAAUCACAAAAGCACAAAACUGACAUAGAAAUAGAUUCAACCUACAUCAGAGCAUGCUAGGUCUGGCCAACCACAGUGACCAGAAAACAAAGUUAAAGGUCUCACAACAGCACAUAAUUUUGCACAAAUAACUGGAUGAGUGCAACAUGGUGUGGAGGCACAUCAGUCUUUGCUGGGGUGUUACUGAAGCCCAGCUUGCUUCAAAAGCUUCCCUCAGCUUGUGGCUCUGGUGUCUCUUAUCUUUCUCUCUACAAUACCCCAGAGAUUCUCUAAGGGGUCCAGGUCAGGUGAGUCAGCUGGCCAAUCAAACCAGUUUCUGAAAUUUUUGGCACUAUGGGCAGGUGCUGCAAGAUCCUGCAGCAGAAGGAGAUUUGUUUCUCCAUAAAGCUUCUCAGCAGAAGCAUUACAUUACCACAUAGCAUUACAAUGGGUUCAAAUGCAGUGUCUCUUUACCUGACACUCUUCACUGUAGGAUUUCAAACCUCAGACUGAAGCAGGUGAAGAAACCUACACAAACGCAUUUUUCACACAGAAUACUGAUGCAGUCUGGGAACAAUUAAAGCAGAGAAUGUGAGAGCAACAAUGGAGUCAUUUGAGUUACAUAUUAGACACAGGGUUGAGGUGUGGGGAUCUUUGUCACAACAUCCUUUCUACACCUUUUCAAGUCUGUCACAUUAUUGAAGCAUGCUGCCCCCUCCCCCUUCCUGUUGCCGGUUUACAGCAGUUUGACCCCAAAAUUUUA
Molecule: messenger RNA, 5961 nt
Organism: Xyrichtys novacula (pearly razorfish)
Lineage: Eukaryota; Metazoa; Chordata; Actinopteri; Labriformes; Labridae
Source: the annotation of a GenBank genome assembly